ACGAUGCCUCACAUAUGAAUUGUGUAGAUCGUGAUGUACAACAUUUGCAAUGAUCAUUAUUUACCUUCAGUGGUCAAAAAUAUUAUGUCCAUAAUAAUGCUGACAUCGUUAAAAAAAUACGAAAGUGUUUCCAACAUGACCAUAAGCAAUUGCGAGCGCAGUAAAACUUUCACGAAACAGAUCAUCUAGCUUGAAAGGAAAUAUCAGAUGUAAUCGAUUUCUAAGAAAACCAAUUGCCCGAAAAUGUAUGUUUCGAUAAUCUCUUUUUCUUAAAAAAAAAUUGAAAACUCAAAAAUACACACAAACACACACACACACACUCACAAACACACACACACACACACACACACACACACUCACACACCUCGAUUGAUGUUAUAUUUUCUCCGUGCAUGCGCACCGUGCGAUUUUAGCCUGACAUCGUGCAAUUUGGUGCUGAAAGGAUGUCCGUCUUUUCAUGACAACACUGGUGUCUGAGACACAGAGUCACGAAGGCUUGUCAGUAUUUAUUCCAAAUGGUCGAAUUUGAUUUGAUUCUUGAUAGCAUUUCAUGUAGACGGAGUGAAGAAAGGAUGGUGGCUGUGUCUAGUUCAAGUGCUCUUAGUUUUGUAUUCAAGUAGAAAAUUAUCUCACAGCACGUCUAGAAUCUAGAUCUAUCUCAGAUCUAGAUGUAGAUUUAGAUCUAGAUUCUAGAUCUACAUCUAGAUAUCUAGAUCUUGAAUCUAACCGAAAAUGGUUUGGGAUGUAAGAUUGCUGUCGUCUUGCAUGCUGAUCCUGCUUCAACUCUUUGUCACACAGAUUGGCAGCCAGCCUUGCUCAGAGUCGCCGAAUAGAACCCUUGUUCAAAAAAUGUUCUUCUAUUCCGGUGCCAAAGUCUCUUUCCCGAAACACGUAGAGCUGAGUAAGACGUUUGGUGCUAAACUGGCUACCAUACGAAACGCACUCGACUGGGACAUCUUCAAUCAGUCGUUUGCCGUAAAAUCAAACUAUUAUCGGAGUGAUACGUUCAUUUACCUAGGUUCUAGUUCAGGGACAUGGUAUAAUGAUUUUCGGUGGAGAAAAGGACCUAUGGUAGAUAACACAGAUGUAACUAUUUUUCGACCACCUGAACCUCGUAGGGACGAUAGUUCUUGUCUCGGGGCUGGAAUCUACUACAACAAACACCCCAAAAAUAUGUUCAUAAGGGAUACCAUCUGUAAUCGCGCUACUGAAGGGCUGUAUGAGGUGCACCUCGAACUAACGGGAAAGUUUAAGGAUUGCAAGGUCAAUCUGUGUAUAUGUCCCGGGGGGAAAAUUUUGUGCUCUACCAGAGGCUGUGCUAUAGGCUGCUCAAAGUUGUAUUUUAACGGACAUUGUGAUUACUCCCCUUGUCGCUACGACAGAUAUGGCCCUUCCUGCGAGUACCAGUGUCGUUGUAAGGACAAAGAGCCAUGUGACCUCAUCACCGGAAACUGCCCAAAUGGAUGUCAAGAAAACUGGCGAGGAGCCGCCUGCAACGAAACUGCAUGCCCUCUAAACCGGUUUGGUCCUUUUUGCAAGCAGUUCUGUUUCUGCCAGUACGGGGACCAGUGCAAUGUGACCACUGGGGACUGCUACUACGGCUGUGAAGACCACAUGUUCGGAAGAUCCUGUGGUGUAACGAGGUGUCGGAAGGGAGCGUUUGGAUCCCGGUGCCAGAAGACAUGUUCUCUUAGGUGUGGCAGGGUCUUUUGCUCCGUAUUAACUGGAAAGUGCCUUGUUAACGAAUGCCCCGUCCCUUUCAUUGCAUUACCUUACUGCAACCAUACCGUGUGUCCUGAAGGAACGUGGGGUCCUACCUGUGACAGAAAGUGCAGGUGUGAGCCACCAACGGGCCACUGCGACCCCAACACAGGAGCCUGCACGAACCUCCGCGCAGUGCCAAAGGAGCUGCUUACCAACAGCUCUUGCCCGGAAGGCCUAUGGGGAAACUACUGUCACAUGACCUGCAUGGACAAAGCCUGCCAAAGCUGUCUCAAGACCAACGGCGGGUAUUGUGAGAAGUGCCGGGACGGCUACAAUCUGACAGCCACGAAGGACUGUGAAAAAGAUUCCUUUGUCUUGAUGAUUCUGGUGGUCUUUCUGUGCGUGUUGCUUCUGAUCCUCGUGGCUCUGCUCCUUUUGCUCCUCAAACGAUCCACGAAGAAGAAAGAAGACAAGACGGAGCUGGUGGAGGAGGAGCAGGACGUGAAAGAGGAAGAGGAGGAAGAGGAAAACGCGACGCCAUCCGUGGAGGGGGAGGCGGAGGGGAAGGAAAGAGGAAGCGAAGGACAGGUGGACGGGGAGGAAGGCGAGCAUCAUGACGAGGCAGACGACGAGGAGCAUCCAGCCGCCUAAAUACAAGACGGUUGUCUGGCUGGAUGGAUGAUUGGAUGCAUUGAUGACUGGCUAGAUGGAUGGAUGGAUGAUUGGAUGCAUCGAUGACUGGCUAGAUGGAUGGAUGGAUGAUUGGAUGCAUCGAUAGCUGGCUGGGUGGCUGAAUGGGUGGAUGGAUGAAUGGACGGAUGGAUGGCUGGCUGGAUGGAAGGAUGGCUAACUGCAUGGAUGGCUAGUUGGCUUGAUUGAUGGAUGGAUGGAUGAUUGGCUGGCUAUAUGAUUGGCUGGAUGGAAGGACGGAUGGAUGGCUGGCUGGAUGGAAGGAUGGCUGACUGCAUUGAUGGCUAGUUGGCUUGAUGGAUGGAUGGAUGGAUGGAUGAUUGGCUGGCUAUAU
Molecule: messenger RNA, 2728 nt
Organism: Aplysia californica (California sea hare)
Lineage: Eukaryota; Metazoa; Mollusca; Gastropoda; Aplysiida; Aplysiidae
Product: multiple epidermal growth factor-like domains protein 6
Exons: 4
Coding region: 733-2355 (540 amino acids)
Molecular function (GO): scavenger receptor activity
Source: RefSeq, a predicted model, not a curated record